AUGGAUGCCCUUGGUAUCUACAGUCUGACCUUUAAUUGUGCAAAAAACCUUGUCGAUGUCGACCACUUCGCGCAGCACUUCUUCGAUGCGCUCCCCGCGUCGGGUGCGGGGAGCUCCGCACCAGACAUGAUAUUCCUCUCGCUACAAGAAAUCGCGCCUAUCGCCUACUCGUUCCUCGGAGGAGCCUACCUCCAGCCUUAUUUCGAUGCAUUCCGACGUGCAGUCAGCAAAGCGGCCGCGCGCCGUUGGGACCACCACUACGAGAAUUUCCUCAGCGAUAACACGGGCAUGACAGGCCUGAUGCUGUUCGCGCGCUCCGAUACCCUUGAGCAGAUUGCUUGGAAGGACACGGCACAUGUCGGAUUGGGAGUUUCGGAAAUGGGAAACAAGGGUGCCGUCGGGGCUCGUCUGGGAUAUGUUGUGGAAGGGAAUCCAUCAAAGACUGUUGAUCUAACUUUUGUCGCGGCGCAUCUGGCCGCCAUGGAGGAUUCCUUUGAACGGAGAAAUAUGGACUGGAAGAGUAUUGUAGAGCGUCUUGUGUUCACCCACUACCCGGGCGUGCAACCAGAGUCAGAAGUGAGCGAACAUACCGGCCUGUUAAACGACGCAGCCUCAGCACACUCGGAUCACAGUCGUCGCGAUCUCUUCGCGCCAAACGCCUACCUCUUCGUCGCAGGAGACCUGAACUACCGCACCUCAAACACCGGACCAUCCCUCAAGGAGAUAGUCCAAUUCCCACGACGCAGCGCCGGCCUGGACGACCCAUCGCACUACACGCACCUCUUGAAGAACGACCAGCUCAUGCGCGAGAUGCGAUCAGGCCGAAGCUUCCACGGGCUAACAGAAGCGCCGAUCGACUUCCCCCGACAUACAAAUACUCCGACGCAGCACGCGAAGCAGCACGACAGGGGCUGGACACGGAACAGGAAUGGAAAUGGUCCAGCCACCGCUGGCCCAGCUGGUGCGAUCGAAUCCUCUACCUGGACACGCCCUCGUGGGUGGGCGAAGGUGGAAAAGUACAGACAUUCGCAUACGAUGCACUGCCUCUCUUUGCACAGUCAGAUCACCGCCCCGUUGCGCUCGUAG
Molecule: messenger RNA, 1086 nt
Organism: Penicillium canescens
Lineage: Eukaryota; Fungi; Ascomycota; Eurotiomycetes; Eurotiales; Aspergillaceae
Product: putative inositol 5-phosphatase
Exons: 1
Coding region: 1-1086 (361 amino acids)
Biological process (GO): phosphatidylinositol dephosphorylation
Molecular function (GO): phosphatidylinositol-4,5-bisphosphate 5-phosphatase activity
Source: RefSeq, a predicted model, not a curated record